Molecule: messenger RNA, 426 nt
Organism: Trypanosoma rangeli
Lineage: Eukaryota; Euglenozoa; Kinetoplastea; Trypanosomatida; Trypanosomatidae
Exons: 1
Coding region: 1-426 (141 amino acids)
Source: RefSeq, a predicted model, not a curated record
AUGACGUUUGUGAAGUCCGUGGUGCCUCCUGGCACGGGCUUUCUCCCUGUGCUGCUUAUUGGACUGUACCUGGUGGCAUUGUGUUUCUCGUGGGUAAACUAUAGCACGUACUUUCGUCUUCAUUUAGGUCUCUAUGGAAAGGGAUUCGUGGCAGCGUAUCUUGCCUUUUGUAUCAUUGGGACAUUAGUGUACGCACUGUUUAGUAGCGUUAUGUGGCUUCGCGCGGCCUUAUAUGUUUUUAGGUCGUCGCAUCAAGCAUGGAUUAUUAUCACUGGCGUUAGCGCCAUGUUUUUUUCGAAGGAUCUCCCUUUUUUUGUGCUCGAGUCCACUGCUGUGGCACAGCAUGGGUGGCGCAACGGAUUUCAGGGAUUCUGUUUUAUUGUCCAGCUUUUUUUUUCGUGUUACCGUUCAUGGUCACCUGGUUGA